Enterobius vermicularis (human pinworm) is the source of this 342-nucleotide messenger RNA. NCBI's taxonomy places the organism in Eukaryota, Metazoa, Nematoda, Chromadorea, Rhabditida, Oxyuridae. The record is from the annotation of a GenBank genome assembly.
UUUCUCUCGGAAAUGCAAGCUGAAUUCUGGAAAACUGUUGAUGCAACAAUCAAUCGGAUUAUAUGGCGUGAAGUGACCAGCGUGGCUGAUAAGCAUAUGAGAAAAGGAAUAGCCAAAUUUCUUGCUGCAUAUCUGUUAACUGCAGAGAAUAUAAACAAUUUAAAAAUACAAGGAAUUGCAAGUGAAGCAACGUCGUUAGCAAAUCAAAGGCUUCUAAGUGCCGCUGGAUAUCAGAAGUUGUUAGAGCGAAAACAUAGCGAUUAUUUAGACAAAAAUGGAAAAAGAAUAUUUUUUUGCGAUGAUGGAACAGACAGAAUAAUUGUUUUCUUUAAAAAACUCUAA